Chrysochloris asiatica (Cape golden mole) is the source of this 621-nucleotide messenger RNA. It is a transcript of the gene LDLRAD1, whose product is annotated as low density lipoprotein receptor class A domain containing 1. NCBI's taxonomy places the organism in Eukaryota, Metazoa, Chordata, Mammalia, Afrosoricida, Chrysochloridae. The transcript is spliced from 6 exons. Gene Ontology annotation, cellular component: plasma membrane. Gene Ontology annotation, molecular function: protein binding. The record is from RefSeq and is a predicted model, not a curated record. The coding region runs from base 1 to 621 and encodes 206 amino acids.
AUGAACAAGAUCGUACCCCAGGGAGAUUUCAAUGGCAACGUUGCUACGGAAACUAAAACUCUCCCUGGAGGGAAAGUGGGCUGUAACUCCUUCUGCUGCUCCCGCCGGGGGGCCUGCCUCUCGGCCUUUGUGCUGCUCCUGCUGGUAACUCUCGCGACCCUCAUCUCCCUGGUGGACAUCCUUGGACUCCCACCACGUACACCAGGGGCCCAGGCCUGUGUGACAUCUACUAACAGGACGGGCUUCCUGUGCCAUGACCGGAGGACCUGUAUCCCAGCCAGUGGGGUCUGUGACAGUAUCCGCACCUGUGUCCAUGGUGAGGAUGAGGAUGAAAGCCUAUGUGGAGCUGUGCCCCAAAGCCUCCCCAGCUUUCUUGUGGCCCAUUGUGGAAACCCUGCCUCCUGGAUUUACUCAGACCAAAGGUGUGAUGGGGUCAACAACUGCGGGGACUGCUCAGAUGAACUGAUCCCAGUGACCAUGUGCCCACCCUGUGGCCCCGGGUGGUGGCACUGCACCCCGAUUGUCUUCAAGUAUUGCGAAUGCAUUCCGAGAAGUCUCUGCCGGGACCACACUCAGCACUGCUCCGACUGGUCAGAUGAGUACUCCUGCCCUGGACCCUGA